UUCGCAGACGAACAUGGCGUAAUCUGUUACGGAUGGUUUCCCCUGUUGCCAGCGCUUGCCGGGUAGGCUCUAGGGAUCUCCAAUGAAUGCCCAUAAUAUUGCUUGAUUUACUUCCAUGCUGUGAUCUUGAUUGAUGAUGCGGAUGAUGCGGAUGAUGCGGAUGAUGCGAUACAAGUAAACCUAGACACCAGGGAAUGAUAGCUUCGCGUUGGGGAGUUUGUUUUGAUGGCAAUGCAUGAUAUAGUUCCGAGAGGAUGAGGAUUGACGUAAUAGUACAGUAGUAGUGGAGGGCGUAGGGAGUAGUACAACGGCGUACAAAGCAAGCAGGCAUGAUGAUGAUGAUGAUGAUGGGCUUCAGACAAAGACGAUGACGGGGUCUGGGCCGAGUCUCGCCCCGCACAGGCCAGCCAAACCGACGCACCCGCUGACUCUUGGCGGCCAAACCUUCUUCUUCACGACCACCACCCCAGCGGCCGUUUUGUCUUUCUCUUGUCUCUCUCUUUCAUCAUCCAUCCACACUCUUCAUCCCCCGUUCCACUAUCUCUACCAUCCUCGCCCUGCGCCUUCAAAACAGAGCUCAGUUCCACCCGCCCGCAUCUCAAUCCGAGAUCCGCCCGCCUCAUCAUUGGUUUCGUCGCGUCGUCUCGUGACGAAGCACACCACCUGUGACAACCCGACCUACUCCCACUACUCCCACCUACCUACCUACCAACCUUCCAUUCAUUCACCCAUCGCAACCACGCCCCACUUCCCCGUGUCGCGUCCAUCGCAAACAAGCCCCUCGAUCGCGUCACCUCACUCCUGGCCACCCACUCCACCCAUCCCCAGUCGCCCCGGGCAUGGCUCCGUAGCCCGUCCGUCGAGCUCGAUACGAUACCUCUUUCAUCUCGGUGAUCGAAUCGAAUUCCAUCUAGCAUCCCAUCCGAUCGACCAGAGCUGUCCAGCUCCAUCCACGCGACAGGGAGGACGGGGGAAUCCGGAGGGGGUUUGGAGAAGAUCGGAACAUACAUACAUAGUUGAAGCAAAUACGUGACGGCAUGCUUCUCCGGUUACCGCCUAGUCUUCAUUACCCGAUUACCGUCACGUCGCUGCUCAAACAGCCCGGUGAUGCGGUGGAACGGGAUGAGGCGCUGUUUUGGUAUGUGUACCAGACGACUGUCACGGAGGGUGAUGGGCUAGGGAAUAAGGUGGAGGUCAAGCGGAAGUUUCCGACUAAGUUUGAGUCGACGGUUGAUGGCGAGAUCGUGCAGUGGAAGGUGGCGAAGGGGGAUGUCAUUGAUGAACCGUAUGUUUUUUUUUUUUCUAA
Molecule: messenger RNA, 1306 nt
Organism: Aspergillus heteromorphus CBS 117.55
Lineage: Eukaryota; Fungi; Ascomycota; Eurotiomycetes; Eurotiales; Aspergillaceae
Exons: 1
Coding region: 368-1033 (221 amino acids)
Source: RefSeq, a predicted model, not a curated record